AUGGCUGCCAACGGACCAAAGCCUGGCUACCUGGGCAAUCUCAACAAGGACCAGGAGGCAAGCUUACAGAAGCUGUGGUCUGUUCUCAUCAAGGCAGGCGAGUCCUCCUUGAGCAAUGAACCAUCGAAUGAGCCUGCCAGCCCGGCUCCAGUACAAAAACGACGCUCGCUUCUGGGUCGCGCACAGAGCAAUGUCUCCGGGACCAUCGCCGCAUCCACUACGCCUUACCAACAACAUAUUCUGAAAUACCUUGGGGAGAUGGGCGCAGGUGCCCCAGAAUGCGACGCCGUCAAGAAGCUCCUCUCCCAGCUCUCAGGGGCUGAGUUGCAGACGGGAGUGCUGGACUUCAUGAAACAUGAACACCCUGAUUCCCUGCUCCUGCGCUACCUCCGUGCUCGCAAAUGGGAUGUGCCCAAGGCCUUUGCCAUGAUGAUCAAUACCGUUGUUUGGCGAGUCAAGGAGGCAAAGGUUGAUGAAGAUGUCAUGGCAAAGGGAGAACUUCAUGCCCUCCAGCAGAUUGAAAACAAAUCUAGCCCAAGCGAACAGAAAGCCGGAAUUGACUUCUUGUCGCAGAUGCGCAUGGGCAAGAGUUACGUGCAUGGUGUUGAUCGGACCGGUCGUCCUGUGGCGGUGAUAAGGGCCCGCCGGCAUCAACCAGGGGCCCAGACUGACGAGUCCCUCGAACGAUACGUCGUCCAUGCGAUUGAAACAAUACGCAUGGUAUUGGUGCCUCCCGUUGAGACAGCAGCUAUUGUAUUCGACCUGACGGGCUUCGCGUUGUCCAAUAUGGAAUAUCCGGUCGUUAAGUUCAUUCUGAAAUCUUUCGAAGCCUACUAUCCCGAAACGUUGGGUGUCAUGAUUUUCCACAAUGCCCCGUGGGUGUUCUCAGGCAUUUGGAGACUGAUACGAGGCUGGAUGGUGCCUGAGAUUGCAGCCAAGGUUCAAUUCACCAAUAAUGUGGACGACCUCGACAAGUUAAUUGCUCGGGACCAGAUUGUGGAAGAAGUGGGUGGCGAUGAGAAGUGGACAUAUGAAUUUGUGGAGCCUCGUCCCGACGAGAACCCAAAGAUGAACGAUACAGUGACUCGGGAUGCGCUGAAAGCCGAGCGUCGGUCCAUUGGCGAUGAAUUCUUGGCUGCCACUGCAGCUUGGAUUGAUGCUGCUAAAGCGAACGACCCAACCAAACUCCAGUCCAGCGAAAGCGAAAGGGCCUAUCUGGCUGAGCGACUACGCGUCAACUACUGGAAAUUGGAUCCCUAUACUCGUGCUCGUUCUCAGUUAGAUCGGGAAGGGGUCAUUCAGGCUGGUGGCAAGAUCGACUUCUAUCCAAAAGAAGUGCCCGCAGAGAGCCAGGUCGAGGAGGUUAAGUCAUUGGAUGUGCAUCACCUAGAACAGGUUAGCCAGAGCGAGGCUCAGACCGUUUUUUAG
Penicillium bovifimosum is the source of this 1428-nucleotide messenger RNA. RefSeq names its product CRAL-TRIO domain-containing protein. The transcript has 4 exons. The record is from RefSeq and is a predicted model, not a curated record. Lineage: Eukaryota; Fungi; Ascomycota; Eurotiomycetes; Eurotiales; Aspergillaceae. Bases 1 to 1428 code for a protein of 475 amino acids.